CAUUUUUUGACUUCAUAUUUAGUUUAUUCAGAUACAAGAGCUCAUGAUCGCCAUCAAGAAUUUGAAAGAAAUAUGUCACAAGAGGAACGCUUGAAAUAUCAGAAAGAAUGUGGUAUGCCAUUUACGUCAAUAUUCCUCCCGAUAAAGUUGCCAUGGAUACUGGACAAUAAUAAAGAAGUAAAGGAAGCCUUCAAUCAGGGGAGAUUACUCACAGGAACCGUGAACACGUGGAUACUUUGGACUCUGACUGGUGGUCCCAAUGGAGGUAUAUAUGCGACUGACGUCACCAAUGCUUGUCAUACAGGGUUGAUGAACAUCAAAACUCUUACAUGGGACGACAAUAUAUGCAGUGUAUUCAAAGUUCCGAAAUCAGUUCUGCCAGAAAUCCAUAGUACAUCUGAGGUUUAUGGCUACAUGAAUGACGGACCUUUUAAAGGAAUUCCUUUGUCUGGGAUGAUUGGUGACCAACUGGCAGCUACGACAGGACAGUUGUGUUUUAAGCCUGGGGAGUCAAAAUGCACAUAUGGUACUGUUGCUUCACUGAACAUCAAUACAGGAACUAAG
This is a messenger RNA of Pecten maximus, 564 nucleotides long. RefSeq names its product glycerol kinase 2-like. Gene Ontology annotation, molecular function: glycerol kinase activity. Gene Ontology annotation, cellular component: mitochondrion. Lineage: Eukaryota; Metazoa; Mollusca; Bivalvia; Pectinida; Pectinidae. The transcript is spliced from 6 exons. Gene Ontology annotation, biological process: triglyceride metabolic process; glycerol-3-phosphate biosynthetic process; glycerol metabolic process. The record is from RefSeq and is a predicted model, not a curated record. The annotation marks the transcript as partial.